This is a messenger RNA of Cyphomyrmex costatus, 1585 nucleotides long. RefSeq names its product RING finger protein 37. Gene Ontology annotation, cellular component: nucleus. NCBI's taxonomy places the organism in Eukaryota, Metazoa, Arthropoda, Insecta, Hymenoptera, Formicidae. Gene Ontology annotation, biological process: protein polyubiquitination. The transcript has 3 exons. The coding region runs from base 80 to 1567 and encodes 495 amino acids. Gene Ontology annotation, molecular function: zinc ion binding; ubiquitin-ubiquitin ligase activity; ubiquitin protein ligase binding. The record is from RefSeq and is a predicted model, not a curated record.
GUCUCCUUAUAUCUUCCUUCAUGGAUAGAACAUAACAAAGAAGAACACAUAUCAUCAGUGAUCUACAAAUAAACGAAAGAUGCUUCUGAAUUUUUGUGAUCCUCGCUUACGUCCAGAAAUUAAAUGUAGUGCUAUCAGCACGGAUGGGCAUGAAGUGACCAAUUUGAUAAAUGGUUCCUAUAAAGGAUAUUUGGCAUAUUCCUGCAUCAAGCCACCCAUUCAUAUAGAUAUCACGUUUCUUUGCAACGUGUGUAUCAAUCAUGUAUUAAUUUGGCCAUCCGUCGGGUCACAAAAGUCGUCGGGCUUUCAGCUUUCUCUUAAGAAUACCAAUGAUGAUAACACUCCAUAUACCUGUGUGUCUAAUGGAUGCCUGAGUUCUCAUGAUGCUGGUUUGUUGUUUUACUCGAGUGACAUUGACCCUACAGGGAUCCCCACGCCACCAAAUUUCUUGAGAUGUUGUAUUAAAGUUUCUAAAGGAUCUGUAACAACUAAGUAUGUUCAUGUUUUACGUAUAACAAUAUAUAAAACAGAGAACUCAGUACCAGCAUUGGGAAAAGUUCAAGUAUGGGGAACAGUAUCCCCACGUUGUGGGAAAGAUAUUACAGCAAGUGUACAUGUUUUAUGGGCUGAACAACGAGUUUCCUCAACAUUGCCUGUAACUGCAUCAAAAGCAUAUGUGAAUACUGUUUCUGUAGAUACCAAAGAGAAAGAUAAUAGAUUGAAGAAUAAUACAACCAUUGAUAUUCCUGAAAGCUUCCUAGAUCCUAUCACUUGGGAAAUAAUGACUCAGCCAAUUAUAUUACCUUGUGGACAAAUAAUAGAUCUAACCACAUUAGAGAAACAUGAAGAGAAUGAAGCAACUUGGGGUAGAUCGUUAUCAGAUCCAUUCACAGGCUUGGGAUUUAACGAUGAACGUAGACCAGUCAUGGCAUCUGCACUUAAGUCAAGAAUUGACAAGUUUUUAAUGGACAAUAGCAAUCAGAACGAAAUAAAGAAUAUGCCAAGAGUCUUAGGCCGCGAUCCAACUUCAGCUAUAGCAGGAAAUAGGAGAAUAAUUGAAAUACCAAAAUGUGUAUUAAAUAGAAAUUUAAAAAGAACUGCCGAAGAUAUUAAAUCGAAUACAUACAAGCAGACAACAAGUAACAAUUCGCAGUCUACGAAAAAAUAUUACCAUAAAUUACCUAUAGCAGUUAUGCCCAAACGACCUGCCAUUACUAUAAUGAAACCAAGACAGCUCACAAAUGUUUCAACUUUCUCCAAAUUAACUCAUAACAAUUCUCAAAAUCAUAAGGAUGAUGAAUUAGUUGAUGAUAAUUUCUUAGAUAGCAAUUUAAAGACUCAAUUAUCCAACAUGAAACGCUUUACCACACCAGAAAAAGUAGAAUUACAUAAAAUAUGUAAUAAAUGUGAAUGUUGUAUUAACAGUAUUUUUUAUAGACUUCCAUGUAAACAUGUAGUAUGUAGACAAAUAUUAUUAUCUAUUAAAAAUAACCGGUGUAAAUCUUGUGGAUUUUCAUAUAAAUCAUGCGAGAUUGAACGAAUUUAUGACAAUAUUUUAAAUGAAUAGAGAAAAAGAGAGAGAGAG